Coniophora puteana RWD-64-598 SS2 is the source of this 1139-nucleotide messenger RNA. Its product is annotated as glycoside hydrolase family 25 protein. Gene Ontology annotation, molecular function: lysozyme activity. The record is from RefSeq and is a predicted model, not a curated record. The transcript is spliced from 5 exons. Gene Ontology annotation, biological process: carbohydrate catabolic process; cell wall macromolecule catabolic process; peptidoglycan catabolic process. Lineage: Eukaryota; Fungi; Basidiomycota; Agaricomycetes; Boletales; Coniophoraceae. Bases 371 to 1072 code for a protein of 233 amino acids.
AGAUGCGACCUGCCACGACUGUCAAUCUUUUGUGCGGAGACAAAGCGGGGCGCUCGUCAUUUCUCAGCGCUUUCGACGACUUCAAUGUCGAGAGCUGUCGAGAGCAUGGUAACCUCACGUCUGGUCGUCUCAUGGACAUGAUUGUAUACAUAGGGACAUUUAGUGGACCCCGCGGUCGUUACAUCGAGGCCAUUCCUGUCAACACACGACGUCUUCGCUUCCGACAUCACUGAUGGAUUUGCUGAGAUCUACAUUAUGUCCACCUUGCGCACCUUUUACCAGACACUCUUGGCUUCAACUGGCGCUAUAAAGGCUGCUCGAAGUCGUCGUGAAGGAACUCACCCUUCCUCAUCUUCUUCUGAGCCUAAGGAUGGUCAAGUCCCUCGCACCUCUCGCUCUCCUCGCGGCUGUUGCCGUCGCCACCCCCGUUGAGCUCGCUAAGCGCUCCGACCCGCUCGGUAUUGACGUCUCCGGCUACCAACCCUCCGUCGACUGGUCCACGGUCAAGUCCAACGGUGUCACUUGGGCGUACAUCAAGGCCACCGAGGGGACCACCUACACGAGCCCCUCGUUCAGCAGCCAGUACGACGGCGCUACCAAGGCUGGCAUCAUCCGUGGCGCGUACCACUUCGCGCACCCCGACUCCUCGACUGGUGCUGCCCAGGCCGACUACUUCGUCAAGAACGGCGGUGGCUGGUCUGGCGACGGUCUCACCCUCCCUGGCGCCCUUGACAUUGAGUACAACCCCUCUGGCGCCACCUGCUACGGUCUGAGCGCAUCCGCCAUGGUCUCCUGGGUCAAGUCCUUCUCCGACGAGUACCACUCCAAGACCAGCCGCUACCCCGUCAUCUACACCACCACCGACUGGUGGACCCAGUGCACGGGAAACAGCGCCAGCUUCGCGACCAACAACCCGCUCUGGAUCGCGCGUUACUCGUCCUCGAUCGGCACGCUCCCAGCCGGCUGGGACUACGCCACCUUCUGGCAGUACGCCGACUCGGGCUCGAACCCUGGCGACGCGGACAAGUUCAACGGUGACGCGGCCGGCCUCAAGAAGAUCGCGACUGGCUAAACGUCUUCGCAAGUAUAUAAGUAAUCUAUCUAUAUGUAACCUGUCAAGCGCUCGGCGAAUCAAAUAC